Messenger RNA from Gallus gallus (chicken), 20253 nucleotides. It is a transcript of the gene MYCBP2, whose product is annotated as MYC binding protein 2, E3 ubiquitin protein ligase. The coding region runs from base 5510 to 19567 and encodes 4685 amino acids. The transcript is spliced from 85 exons. Gene Ontology annotation, cellular component: nucleus. The record is from RefSeq and is a predicted model, not a curated record. Lineage: Eukaryota; Metazoa; Chordata; Aves; Galliformes; Phasianidae.
CAGGAGUAAGAAACUUUUUAGCAAGAAAAAAUUGAAAAGGAAACAGAAGACUAAAUUAAAAGUAAAAACGCGCAACAAGGUACGUCUGUAACUAACCUUAAAAAGUUCUGACUGAAAGAAUGAAAUAAUUUCAAUUGUGAGAUGUGAGAAAAAAAUGUGUAAGUAGCGAUUUUGUUGUUCUGGGUAUAUAUCCAGCAGUUUUUGUGUACUGCUUUCUUUAUGUCACUGUUAACAAUGUUAACCUUUUUAUUUUAUGCUGAGCAUUAGUAGCAAACAUAAUGGGAUAUGAGCAGUGUUUUUGUUUCUCCAAUGCCUGGAGUGAAAAUGUAGCUAAAACAGUAUUAAUUUAUAGUUAAAUUUUAAGAGAUGCACAUCUAGCCCAGAGCUGGAGGCUGCUGCUGCAGUUAUGUCCAUGUUGGUUAAAGGAGAAAGGGAGCACUCUAUGUCUAAGGAAUUAAUAGUAAUCCUAGAAAAUUCCUCCAUAGUGGAAUAGAAACUUAACGGUUUCUAAAGUCUAGGUGAAAGUGACAGUAUUUUAAAUUACUGCUUUGAGGUAAUCUUUCUCUAUUACAGACCUAUUAUUCCUCUGUUCAAAGUAGAGUUUUGGAGGGAUUUUCAUGAAGGCUUACUCUAGGCCUGGAAGAUUCUUCCUAGGUUUUGGUCAUAAGGAGAAAGAAGCUCAUCUGUAGAAUGGUUUUGCAGGACGGUACCACUGAAAUUACCAGUGAAAACACUUUCUAGUCAGUUGAAUAUCACUAUAAUAAGCUGUAGGUUCCUUUGGCCAUCUUAUCCGUAUUUGCCAUAUGUCCUGUAGUUACUCUAUCUCAAGACAAAUGGGAGGGUGAAGCAAACCUUCUUAAUCUCUUAAUUUAGUAUUGCCUUUUUGGAUACUUACUGGAUUGUUCUGCUUAUCUCAAGUAAUGCAGCUCCAGAGUAGAGCAUAGAAGAAUCUUAUCUUCAGAACUUCUCUUUUUAGUGCUGGACAGUUAAGUACUUCUAGUUCAAACAAAAUUUUUAACUCUUUUUUUCAGUCAUUGAGAAAUUAAAGUUUUUAGUCAUGUUUUCUUCAUCCUUUUUAUUAGACCCACUGUCAACACAGAAAACCAAAUUAGAAAUUAGAGCAAACAGUGCAGGAUGUCAUUUGUCUUGUAUGUUGUCUUGUGACAGAAAUUUGUGCUUUUAAAAUAAUUGAAGAGUUAACUUAUGGUUACUGUACGAAGGGAAACUUGGCUUUCUGCACAGUUGUGCCCUAGUUGGACUACUAAUUAGGAAGCUUAAUCUAGAAUUGCUAUUCCCCACAAGCUUCAUAGUCCAAUAUAUUUCUCGGAUUCGUUUGCCUUGGAUAAAUGGAUUUAUCCUUUCUGAAUGGCCAGAGGAGACAUUAAUGUAUUAAUGCCUGGCUCUUGUCAGUAGUUAUAAAUAUGGCACUAAAUGAUCAUCUUGCAUGUUGUGACUAGGAAGUGUUGUUUCCAAGAUUUUUCUUGGAUUUAAAACAGCUUCUGUGUGAAAUGCUAGGUGGGAUUUUUCCGCUCUUGGAAAGUCAUAAUGGGUUUUUUCUAUGCUUUGUUUUGGAUGCCUCUAUUCUUUGCCAUCUUUAAGAUGGACAAAACAGUUGUAUUUGUCCUCAGAUACAGAGGUGUAGAAAAGCACUCCAGCUUACUCCUGCUUGGUAGCAGGAAAUUGAGUAUUUCCUGAAAAAUAAAAUUGAUUUAAUCUCUUUAGACUGUUAAACUUCAUUUAUGGACAAAGUGAUUUGUUGUUUUUGGUGGUGGUUUUGUUUUGUUUUCUUUCAUCCCCAUCAUGGUUUUCAGUGUAUCCCAUGUUUACUAGUGCAGAAUAAACUUUAUGAUCAUUUCUGCAUGGGAAUGUCUGACAACAGACGUGUUGCUUUAGGAAAACCUGGGUUUAAAGUCUUAUAGUGGAGCAGAUCGUUCUGUAGUGAUGUGCUUUUCAUUCUGAAGAGGAGAAAUUUCAGAGAUCAGUUUAUUUUACGUUAACUGGAGUUUAAAUAUACAUGGCAGCUUUCUCUUACUUUGCAAUUAGGGGGUGGGGAGGGCCUUAAAUUAAGAAUAAGCUGAAGGAACCUUGCAAAAUUUUAUCUAUGCGCUGCACUUCCUGAAAAUGACAGUUGAGUAAGAGAAGACUGAGUAAUUGAAGAGGGGAGAAAAAAAAUCAUUGUUGAGAAAUUGGAAAUGAGUUGUACCAUUUAAGCAUUCACGUUGUAACAUUUUAAGGGUAAAAAUUAAUUGAUGUCUUCUACAGCCCAGUGGUUUGGACCUUGUUCUGUUAUGAAGCUGUAGUCGUGCUAUAAUCACUUGUAUAUGAGCCACUUUUAACUUCUGAUUUUGGAGUUUAAUAUAUUUUUUAAAAAAAUUAAGGUAUAAUUAAGUUUUCACACCAAAUGUGAAUUUGGUGUGUUAUGGCUUUAGCAAUAAAACGCCUUUUACACAGAAAAUGAAUAUGUGAAUAUGAGACCUGAAUUUAGCACUACUUUGAAAAAUUUGAGUCUGCCUAAGGAGGAGAAUGUACUUCCAAUGAGAUGCAUUCAUGUUUAGUUUAUGCAGAAGUUCUAAGCUGUUAUUUAUUGAGCUUAAUACAAAUGUAAGGAAUAAAAUUUUGGGAGAGCACUGUUCACAUAGCAGAAAAAAAAUACUGUAAGCUGAUGAUUGGAUGUAAAAAAUAAAUCAUGAGAUAAGUAUUUUUCUCUUUAAAAAUACAAUAAUAAUUUGGCAAUGUUCUCAAUGGCUUCUGUUUUACUUGAUAUUUUGACCUCAGCCCCUUUUUAAACGAUGUUUGAAGUGUUCAAAGAAUUUAGAUAGUAUUUAUAUUCUGUGCUGCACACAGGUUAGAUCAGGUCUUUAUUCUAGGUUUACCAUCUUUAACAACAGAUUAGCUUUCCUCUGUUAGAUAUCUAUUUCUGUCACAUGUUAGAGUAAGCCAUUCUUGCAGUUAACUGGUUGAAGAGGAAGGGAAUAAAUUAGUCAGAAAAUAGGCUAUGUUGGGAUUUCAUCUUUUGGUAAAUGGGGUUGUUUGAGUGGGAAAUAAGUUUUAAAAAAGACCAGAGGGUUCUGUUUUUCCCACUUCUUUCCUUGCAUGUAUUAGAACAUUACAGAAGGCUAACUGAGAAGAGUGCUAUUAAGUCUAGUUGCUCCAUUUUAUGAGGAAAACCAUUUCAAGUGGAAUGUGAAACUUCUGUUGAUGGCUACAAGACUUUUAGAAUGAAUAAGCAAAGCAGGAGGGGUGAGAGAUUUGCCUUCUAUGUUAAGAAGUGGAUAGAUUGUGAAGAGCUGCCUCUGAGAACCUGCUCAUGGCUUUGAGGGCUUGUGCGUUAAAAUCUGGGACCUCACCAAUAAAGGACAUCUCUUGGUCAGGAACUGCUACAGGCCACCUGAUCAAUGGGAGCCUGUGGAUGAGGCCUUCUUUCUUCAGCUACAACAGGCAUCACACUCACAGGCUCUCAUCCUAGCAGGAUAUUUUGAACACCCCCACAUCUGCUGGGAAAACAACAUGGGAGGCUUCAAACAAUCCCGGAAUUCUGGAAAUCUAUUGAGGGUAACUUCCUAGUCCAGGUAUUGGAUAAAGCAACCAGAGAUGAAGCCUUGCUGGAUCUGGUGCGCAGCAAUGCAAAGGAGAUUGAAGGGAGUCUGGGAUGAGUUUGUGGUCUUGAGGAAUGGGGGCCUGGCAAAGAGUAGAGUCAGGACCCUGAACUUCAGAAGAGCCAACUUCCAGCUGUUUAAGGAGCUAUUGGAUGAGAUCCCCUGGGAAGCUUUCUUUAGGACAUAGAAGGAGAGUGAGCUGGCAGGACUUUAAGGACACCUUUCUGAGAGCACAAGAGCUCUCUCCAUCCCCCUGCAUAAGAAAUAAAGCAGAGGCAACAUGGCUGAGCAAGGACCUGAUGGUCAAAUUAAGAGUAGGAAGGAAAUGUACAGGCAGUGGAAGCAGGGAUAUGUGGCCUAGGAAGAAUACAGGGAUGCUGUCUGGAUGUGCAGAGAUGUGAUCAGGAAAGCCAAAGUACAGAUGGAACUGAACUUGGCAAAAUUUAUGAAAAAUAACAAGAAGGGAUUCUACAGGUACACUUGUCCAAAGUGACAUAGGCAAAGAGAGUGUACCCCUUCUGAUAAAUGAAAAGAGAGAACUGGCUUCAACAGACAUGGAGAAAGAUGAGGUACUCAACAAGUUCUUUGCUUCAGUCUUCACUGAUAGGCUUCUCAGAUCUCUUGUGUUCCUGAACUUCAAGGUAGGGAUUGGGGGAACAAGUAAGAAAAUGAAAAGACAAGGAAAAAAAGAACUUGCUGAAUGAACAUUUGAACUAGGAAAGCAGAAAAUCAUUCUGUUGUUUUUUUAUGUAUCACUUCUGUCUCUGAGUUAGUAAAAGAAAUCAAAGAAAAUGUUUCUUAUAUAACCUAUCUUUUGAACAGAUAGUUUUGUGACAGGAAACUACAAAUAUUCUGAUAACUAUAAUCGCCUAAAUUAAAGCCACUGAAAGACUUAAGCAAAUCGAUUACCAAUAAAUUAUCAGUGGUUUUUAUCUUAUGAUAAAGUUUGCAGAGAGAAAGAAGAAUGUGAGGAUCACAGGUGCCCUUCCUACUCCCCAUUGUGGAAUGACGUGUCUUGUUUUUACUGAGCACCUUUCUUUUGCCUUGAUAAACAUUGGUAUACGUUUACUUAUAUUUUAGUUGAAUUUUUUCCUCUAAAUAAAAGACAGCGAACAAUUAAAUUUACACUUAUCCUUCAGUUCUAACCUAUUCUAAUCAACCAAGCAGCUUAUUGUUCAAAAUAGGAUUUAUUUAGUGGAGUCAGAAGGCCAGUGGUUUUAAACUGCCAAUAAGAGGUAGUGUAUUUCAAGAUAAUUCUUGAAUUAUUACAAUUGCAGCUACAUUUGUCAAGUGUGUAACAAAUGGAGUAGAGGAUGCUCCUAGCUUCAACGAAUUUAUAAUUUUCAGAAACGAGGUAUUGUGGGAGGAGAAAUGGAAAUAUGAAGUAAAACAAAUGUUAACAGUGGGUCUGUAUCAUAGCUAUGUAAUUCUAGUUCUGAGUCAUUCUUGUGCUAUACUGUCUGUUUUGAGAUUGCCUGUAGUGAAGUCUGUAUGGGGGGUUUUUGUCUGUAGUGUACUUAUACAGAAGAGCGUGACAUUAAACAGAAUGAUUGGAGUAAUUACUGUUUAAAAGCUAAAGCUAUUUUUUUUUUUUACUGUAUUAAGUAAGGAACUUUUUAAUAGUGAAGUAUUGAGAACAAGGAAUGAGUUUAUUUUUGAAAAUUAGUCAGCUUAUUAUUAAUAGGCAAGAGAACAGGCAUUGAUAUUUUAUCUAGCACUGUAAUGUCUAAAAUUAUCUGUGCUGGUGAGAUGAUUUGGCCAACCUAUUUCAGAAGAAGUGCCUGUGAGCUACAGAACUCAGAACUGCUCCAGAACUUAAACUGUUCUGGAAUAAAAACUAAGCUGAACUCCUGGCAAGAAGGAGCUGGAAACUCAUCACUGAAGUUGCAAUCGUGAUACGUGAUACUAAUUAGAUGAGUGAACUUCAGAUAGAGACGGAAAACCUAGAGAGUACAAUAACCGUACCAGAUAUCAGAUUACAUAGCAACCCUUCAGCUUUUAAUGUUUACUGCAAUAUCCGGCAUUGUGUAUUGGAGUGGCAAAAAAAGGAAGCAUCUGUCUCUUUGACUUCAAAGAACAGUGUACAGAGUGGGGAUUCGGACAGUGAUGAAGAAGAGGAAUCCAAAGAGCCACCUAUUAAACUUCCAAAGAUCAUUGAAGUUGGAUUAUGUGAAGUUUUUGAACUGAUAAAGGAGACCAGAUUUUCUCAUCCAUCCUUGUGUCUCAGGAGCCUACAAGCCCUACUUAAUGUGCUCCAGGGACAGCAACCAGAAGGCCUGCAGUCAGAGCCUCCUGAAGUACUAGAAUCCCUGUUUCAGCUUCUUCUGGAGAUAACUGUCCGUAGCACGGGAAUGAACGACAGUACAGGACAGUCCUUAACAGCACUUUCCUGCGCUUGCCUCUUCAGUUUGGUAGCUGCAUGGGGAGAGACAGGAAGAACAUUGCAAGCGAUCUCUGCUAUCCUCACCAAUAAUGGCAGCCACGCAUGUCAAACUAUUCAGGUGCCAACAAUUUUAAACUCUCUUCAGCGGAGCGUGCAGGCAGUUCUGGUGGGCAAAAUCCAAAUCCAAGACUGGUUCAGUAAUGGGAUAAAGAAGGCAGCCUUGAUGCACAAAUGGCCACUGAAGGAAAUAUCUGUAGAUGAAGAUGACCAGUGCCUACUUCAGAGUGAUGGUUUCUUCCUUUAUCUCUUAUGUAAAGAUGGACUUUACAAGAUUGGCUCUGGAUAUAGCGGGACAGUGAGGGGCCAUAUAUACAAUUCUACAUCUCGCAUCAAAAACAGAAAGGAAAAAAAGUCUUGGUUAGGCUAUGCUCAGGGCUAUUUAUUAUAUAGAGAUGCGAACAAUCACAGUAUGACAGCCAUAAGAAUAAAUCCUGAAACUUUGGAGCAGGACGGUACAGUUGCUUUACCAGAUUGUCAUACUGAAGGGCAGAAUAUCCUCUUCACUGAUGGAGAAUAUGUUAAUCAAAUAGCAGCAUCUAGAGAUGAUGGCUUUGUAGUGCGAAUAUUUGCAACAAGUACUGAGCCAGUGCUGCAACAAGAACUGCAGCUUAAGCUUGCAAGAAAAUGCUUACAUGCCUGUGGCAUCUCAUUGUUUGAUCUGGAGAAAGACUUGCACAUUAUCAGUACAGGGUUUGAUGAGGAGUCAGCUGUCCUUGGUGCUGGAAGAGAAUUUGCACUUAUGAAAACUGCUAGUGGAAAGAUUUAUUAUACUGGUAAAUAUCAGAGUCUUGGAAUCAAACAAGGUGGUCCUUCAGCAGGAAAAUGGGUUGAACUACCCAUCACAAAAUCUCCAAAGAUUAUUCAGUUCUCCGUUGGACACGAUGGUUCACAUGCCUUACUUGUUGCAGAUGAUGGAAGUAUAUUCUUCACAGGUUCUGCUAGUAAAGGAGAGGAUGGCGAAUCAACAAAAAGCAGACGGCAGUCAAAACCAUAUAAGCCUAAAAAAAUCAUCAAAAUGGAAGGAAAGAUUGUGAUAUCUACAGCUUGCAAUAAUGGAAGCAGUUCUGUAAUUUCAAAAGAUGGAGAACUCUACAUGUUUGGAAAAGAUGCCAUUUACUCUGAUAGUACAAGUUUAGUAACAGAUUUGAAAGGCCAUUUUGUGACUCAAGUAGCCAUGGGGAAAGCUCACACCUGUGUGCUAAUGAAGAAUGGAGAAGUUUGGACAUUUGGUGUUAACAAUAAAGGACAAUGUGGACGAGACACGGGCUCCAUGAGCCAGGGAGGAAAAGGCUUUGGAGUUGAGAACAUGGCAACAGCAAUGGAUGAAGAUCUGGAAGAGGAACUGGAUGAAAAGGAUGAGAAAUCCAUGAUGUGCCCUCCAGGCAUGCAUAAAUGGAAGCUGGAGCAGUGCAUGGUGUGCACUGUAUGUGGAGACUGCACAGGCUAUGGAGCUAGUUGUGUUAGUAGUGGGCGUCCAGACAGAGUUCCUGGAGGAAUCUGUGGCUGUGGCUCAGGUGAGUCAGGCUGUGCUGUAUGUGGCUGCUGCAAGGCAUGUGCUAGAGAACUGGAUGGCCAGGAGGCAAGGCAAAGAGGAAUCCUUGACGCUGUAAAAGAGAUGAUACCUUUAGAUCUCUUACUAGCUGUCCCAGUUCCUGGAGUUAAUAUUGAAGAACACCUACAGUUGCGGCAAGAAGAAAAGCGGCAGCGUGUAAAUAGGAGACAUAGACUGGAAGAGGGAAGGGGCCCCCUUGUAUUUCCUGGUCCUAUUUUUAUGAACCAUCGAGAACAGGCUCUAGCCAGAAUCAGACCCCAUCCAGCACAGCUAAAGCAUAAGCGGGACAAGCACAAAGACGGAAGUGGAGAAAGAGGUGAGAAGGAUGCAAGCAAAAUUACAACCUAUCCACCAGGGGCCGUUCGCUUUGACUGUGAGCUGCGGGCUGUACAAGUCAGUUGUGGAUUUCACCAUUCAGUGAUUUUGAUGGAGAAUGGUGAUGUUUACACAUUUGGAUAUGGACAGCAUGGGCAACUUGGACAUGGUGAUGUUAAUUCCAGGGGAUGUCCUACUUUGGUGCAAGCAUUACCAGGUCCUAGUACGCAAGUUACUGCUGGAAGCAACCAUACAGCUAUUCUCUUAAUGGAUGGCCAGGUUUUCACAUUUGGAAGUUUCUCAAAAGGUCAGCUUGGUAGACCAAUUCUGGAUAUGCCCUACUGGAAUGCGAAACCAGCACCUAUGCCUAAUAUUGGUUCUAAAUAUGGACGCAAAGCAACAUGGAUUGGAGCAAGUGGAGACCAGACUUUCCUACGGAUUGAUGAAGCUCUCAUUAAUUCUCACGUGCUUGCUACAUCAGAGAUAUUUGCAAGCAGGCAUAUAAUAGGUUUGGUACCAGCUUCAAUAUCAGAACCUCCACCUUUUAAGUGUCUUCUGAUAAACAAAGUAGAUGGCAGUUGCAAAACAUUCAAUGAUUCUGAGCAGGAAGACCUUCAAGGUUCUGGUGUGUGUCUGGAUCCUGUCUAUGAUGUUAUUUGGAGGUUUCGACCAAAUGCUAGGGAACUGUGGAGUUACAAUGCCGUAGUUGCAGAUUCCAGACUUCCCUCAGCUCCAGACAUGCAAUCCCGAUGCAGUAUUUUGAGUCCAGAACUUGCUCUGCCAACAGGUUCCAAAGCUCUAACCACCAGAUCUCAUGCAGCUUUGCACAUUCUAGGUUGUCUUGAUACUUUGGCUGCUAUGCAGGACUUAAAAAUGGGUAUAGCAAAUACAGAAGAAGAGACUCAAGCAGUAAUGAAAGUUUAUUCUAAAGAGGACUACAGUGUUGUUAACAGAUUUGAAAGUCAUGGAGGUGGCUGGGGUUAUUCAGCCCACUCAGUAGAAGCUAUCCGUUUCUGUGCUGAUACAGAUAUUUUGUUAGGUGGUCUUGGUCUUUUUGGAGGGAGGGGUGAAUACACUGCUAAAAUAAAGUUGUUUGAAUUGGGUCCAGAUGGGGGAGACCAUGAGACUGAUGGCGACCUUCUUGCUGAAACAGAUGUUUUAGCAUAUGAUUGUGCUGCUAGAGAGAAAUACGCAAUGAUGUUUGAUGAACCAGUACUCCUACAAGCUGGCUGGUGGUAUGUAGCCUGGGCAAGAGUGUCAGGACCUAGCAGUGACUGUGGAUCUCAUGGACAGGCCUCUAUUACUACAGAUGAUGGUGUUGUCUUUCAGUUUAAAAGUUCCAAGAAAUCAAAUAAUGGUACAGAUGUUAAUGCAGGGCAGAUCCCGCAGUUACUGUACAGGCUACCAACAAGUGAUGGCAGUGCAUCCAAAGGAAAACAGCAAACCAGUGAACCUGUUCAUAUUUUAAAGAGAUCUUUUGCCAGAACUGUCUCAAUGGAAUGCUUUGAGUCAUUAUUGAGUAUUCUUCACUGGAGCUGGACAACACUGGUGCUAGGAGUUGAAGAACUUCGUGGACUGAAAGGAUUUCAAUACACUGCUACUCUUUUGGAUCUAGAAAGGUUGCGUUUUGUGGGUACUUGCUGUCUGAGGUUGCUGAGGGUCUACACCUGUGAAAUAUAUCCAAUAUCAGCUACAGCUAAAGCAGUUGUAGAAGAAACCAGUAAACUAGCAGAUUGCAUUGGAAAAACUAGGACCUUGCUGAGAAAAAUUCUAUCUGAAGGAGUUGAUCACUGCAUGGUCAAGUUGGACAAUGAUCCCCAAGGAUAUCUCAGUCAGCCCCUGAGUCUUUUAGAAGCUGUUCUUCAAGAAUGCCAUAAUACUUUUACAGCUUGCUUUCAUUCUUUUUAUCCAACACCAUCUCUCCAGUGGGCAUGUCUUUGUGACUUGCUGAAUUGUUUGGACCAGGAUAUCCAGGAAGCAAAUUUCAAAACCUCCAGUAGUCGGCUUCUUGCUGCUGUUAUGUCUGCUCUCUGCCACACUUCAGUAAAACUGACCUCUAUCUUUCCAAUUGCUUAUGAUGGAGAAGCAUUGCUGCGAUCAGUGGUCAAACAAGUCAGCACUGAGAAUGACUCUGCCCUGGCCCAUCGUUUCCCCCUUUUGGUUUCACAUAUGGAAAAACUGAGUCAGAGUGAAGAAAAUGUUUCAGGAAUGACGAGCUUUCGGGAAGUGCUGGAAAAGAUGUUGGUCAUUGUUGUUUUACCAGUCCGGAACAGCCUUAGGCGAGAAAAUGAACUUUUCUCUUCACAUCUGGUUUCUAAUACCUGUGGGUUGCUUGCUAGUAUUGUGAGUGAGCUUACAGCAUCAGCAUUAGGAUCUGAGGUUGACGGACUGAACUCUCUUCAUUCUGUCAAGUCCACACCAAACAGAUUCACUAAAACAAGUCAGGGAAGAAGCUGGAAUACUGGGAACGGAUCUCCUGAUGCAAUAUGUUUCUCUGUGGACAAAGCUGGUGUUGUUGUAGUAGGAUUUUCUGUUUAUGGUGGAGGGGGAAUUCAUGAAUAUGAGCUGGAAGUAUUAGUUGAUGAUAGUGAUCAUACUGGAGAUUCAACUCACUCUCAUAGAUGGACAUCAUUAGAGUUGGUUAAAGGAACUUACACCACAGAUGAUUCUCCCAGUGACAUAGCUGAAAUUAGACUUGACAAAGUUGUGCCACUGAAGGAAAAUGUGAAAUAUGCAGUUCGCUUGAGGAAUUAUGGAAGCCGAACUGCCAAUGGAGAUGGAGGAAUGACCACAGUUCAGUGUCCAGAUGGUGUAACAUUUACUUUUAGUACGUGCAGUCUGAGCAGUAAUGGCACAAACCAAACACGGGGACAGAUUCCACAGAUUCUGUAUUACAGGAGUGAGUAUGACGGAGAUCUACAAUCACAGCUUUUGAAUAAAGCUAAUGAAGAAGACAAAAAUUGUAGCAGGGCUCUUUCUGUUGUGAGUGCUGUUGUACGAGCAGCCAAAGACCUGUUGCACAGGGCUCUUGCUGUAGAUGCUGAAGACAUUCCAGAACUACUCAGCUCUUCCAGUCUGUUCUCAAUGCUGCUUCCCCUCAUAAUAGCCUACAUAGGACCAGUUGCAGCAGCAAUCCCCAAGGUUGCUGUAGAGGUCUUUGGCCUAGUACAACAAUUACUUCCUUCUGUGGCAGUUCUGAAUCAGAAAUAUGCUCCUCCAGCUUUUAACCCCAAUCAGUCUACAGACAGCACCACAGGAAACCAGCCAGAGCAAGGGCUUUCAGCUUGUACCACCUCUAAUCACUAUGCUGUUGUGGAAAGUGAACAUCCCUAUAAACCUGCCUGUGUUACACACUACAAGGUAACUUUUCCUGAGUGUGUCAGAUGGAUAACAAUAGAAUUUGACACUCAGUGUGGCACUGCUCAAUCAGAGGAUGUUCUUCGUUUACUAAUUCCUGUCAGAAUUGCACAGAGUCUGGGAUUUGGACCAAAACAUGCUUCUGUUCAUGAAAAUCUUAAUUCAUGGAUAGAACUGAAAAAAUUCUCCGGAUCUUCAGGAUGGCCUACAAUGGUAUUAGUAUUGCCAGGAAAUGAAGCUCUAUUUUCUCUGGAGACUGCAUCAGACUAUGUGAAAGAUGAAAAAGCUUGUUUUUAUGGUUUCAAAUGUUAUGCAAUUGGAUAUGAAUUCAGUCCAGGAUCUGAUGAGGGUAUUAUUCAGCUGGAAAAAGAAUUGGCCAAUUUAGGAGGGUCAUGUGCAGCAGCUUUGAUGAAGAAAGAUCUAGCUCUUCCUAUUGCAGGUAAUGAAUUUGAAGAAGACCUUGAGAUUCUUGAGGAGGCUGCUUUACAGGUGUGCAAAUCUCAUUCUGGAAUUCUUGGAAAAGGGUUGGCACUGUCUCACUCACCAACGAUAUUGGAAGCUCUUGAAGGAAGUCUUCCACUGCAAGUACAAAGCAAUGAGCAGUCUUUUCUGGAGGAUUUCAUUGCUUGUGUACCAGGAUCAAGUGGUGGACGACUUGCCAGAUGGCUCCAACCAGAUUCAUAUGCUGAUCCUCAAAAGACAUCACUGAUUUUGAAUAAGGAUGACAUUCGUUGUGGUUGGCCAACUGUUAUUACAGUACAAACAAAAGACCAGUAUGGGGAUGUUGUUCAUGUUCCUAAUAUGAAGGUAGAAGUCAAAGCUAUUCCUGUUUCUCAGAAAAAAACAUCUUUGCAACAAGAGCAAGUUAAAAAGGUACAACGGAUACCAGGGAGUCCUGCUGCCGCUGCUUCCCCUUGCACUGAUAUGACUUUUGGAGGACUUCCUUCACCAAAGCUUGAUUCUUCUUAUGAGCCAAUGAUAGUAAAAGAAGCUCGAUAUAUUGCUAUUACAAUGAUGAAGGCAUAUGAAAAUUAUUCUUUUGAAGAACUGCGCUUUGCUUCACCAACACCAAAGAGACCCAGUGAAAACAUGCUGAUCAGAGUCAAUAAUGAUGGUACAUACUGUGCAAACUGGACUCCCGGAGCUGUUGGUCUCUAUACCAUUCAUGUUACUAUAGAUGGCAUUGAAAUAGAUGCUGGGCUAGAAGUGAAAGUAAAAGAUCCUCCAAAGGGAAUGAUACCACCUGGAACCCAACUUAUUAAACCAAAGGCAGAGCCUCAGCCAAACAAGGUUCGCAAAUUUGUGGCCAAGGACAGUGCAGGGCUUCGUAUCCGUAGCCACCCUUCCCUUCAGAGUGAGCAAAUAGGCAUAGUGAAAGUCAAUGGAUCCAUCACUUUCAUUGACGAGAUCCACAAUGAUGAUGGUGUUUGGCUGAGGCUGAAUGAUGAGACAAUAAAGAAGUAUGUUCCUAACAUGAAUGGUUACACUGAAGCCUGGUGUCUCUCUUUUAACCAGCAUCUUGGCAAGAGCCUUCUGGUACCUGUUGACAAUGUCUUUAAUGCUAGCCAAGGAGUAAGGGAUUUGGACUUUUUUUCAUGGACUUCCAAAGCUUUACCCCCUAAGGAAUCUAGGUCUAGUACUGGUGAUUUUUUCAAAGACCUAAAUUCACACUGCCCACAGGAAGCAGUGAUGCAAGAACAAGAUAUGUCAUUACUUCGAGGUGGUCCUGGAGUGUACAAGGUAGUGAAGACUGGCCCAUCAGGUCACAACAUCAGAAGCUGCCCUAACCUUAGAGGUAUCCCAAUUGGAAUGUUAGUUCUGGGAAACAAAGUCAAGGCAGUGGGCGAGGUGACUAAUUCAGAAGGUACAUGGGUGCAAAUGGAUAAGAACAGCAUGGUAGAGUUCUGUGAAAGUGAUGAAGGCGAGGCGUGGUCGUUAGCUAGAGACAGAGGUGGAAACCAGUACCUCCGACAUGAAGAUGAGCAAGUUCUUCUAGAUCAAAAUGUUCAGACUCCUCCCCCAAGUCCAUUUUCAAUACAAGCUUUCAGUAAGGGGACGAGCUGUAGUAAUGGACAAGGGUUUGAUUAUGGCCUUGGAAAUAACAAAGUUUUGACUGUUUUGCCCACUACAGGUGACCAACUGAGUGCCAUACUGAAUUCCAUUCAGUCACGGCCAAAUCUCCCAGCUCCUUCCAUCUUUGAUCAAGCUGCAAAACCUCCCUCUUCCCUAGUCCACAGUCCAUUUGUGUUCGGACAGCCCCUUUCCUUCCAGCAGCCUCAGCCACAGCUUCAGAAAACUCCAUCCUGCUGCCUUGCUUCUCGUGAGCGUAUUUACAAAACUAGUGAUGUAGCUGGGCCUGCCUCUGCUAUUUCAUCUCUCUCUCACAAACUGAAGGGUGACCGAGUGAAUUUCACAGGAGCUGCUAGACCUAUUUCUCCAGCAGGAAAGUCAGACAUGUCAUCAAAACACAGAGCUGACAGCAGGUCACCUAAGCUUGAUGUGCGAAUGAAUAGAGCUGCUGCUGACCAGAAGAAACCUAGGAAUACUGACGGCCUGUCUGCCAGUGAAUCUCUGCUGCUGAAAUCAGAUGCUGCAAAGUUGCGGUCAGAUUCUCACAGCAGAUCUUUGUCUCCAAAUCAUAAUACUUUGCAAACACUAAAAACUGAUGGAAGAACUACAACUGGUCUGAGAGCUGAAUCUCCGGGGCCAGGAACUCGGUCAUCUUCUCCAAAGACAAAGACGCUUACAGCAGUUAGAUCUGGUGCUAGUUCUCCACGAUCCUCAUCACCCCAUGAUAAAAUGGUACCUCAGAAAGCUUCAUCUCCUGUAAAAACAAAGCUUGAUCCUCCUCGAGAACGAUCCAAAUCAGAUUCUUACACAUUAGAUCCAGACACUCUUCGCAAAAAGAAAGUACCGCUAACAGAAUCUUUAAGGGGGAGAUCAACUUCACCCAAACCAAAAAUUAUUACAAAGGAUGUGACACCUACAGAAACUGAAAAUAGAGCUCCAUCCCCUCAUGUCGUUCAAGAAAACCUUCACAGUGAGGUUGUUGAAGUAUGUACUUCAAGUACUCUAAAGACUAACAGCAUUACAGAUAGCACCUGUGAAGACAACACAGAAUUCAGAAGUUUGGACGAUAGUUCUAAUAAAGUUCAUUUCAGCAUAGGGAAAGCACCUCUGAAAGAUGAGCAAGACAUGAGAGCAUCUCCAAAAGUGAGCCGUAAAUGUGCUGGUAGGCAUACAAGACCCAAAAAGGAGAAAUCCAAUUUUCUUUUUAAAGGAGAUGGCUCCAAGUCUAUAGAGCCAGCCAAGCAAGCAAUGUCACCUUCUGUUGCAGAAUGUGCUAGAGCUGUGUUUGCUGCUUUUCUUUGGCACGAAGGAAUAGUUCAUGAUGCUAUGGCUUGUUCAUCUUUUUUGAAGUUUAAUCCAGAACUGUCCAAAGAGCAUGCACCAAUACGAAGCAGUCUUACUCAACAGCCUGCAGAGGAAAAAGAAACCAAGUUGAAAAAUAGGCAUUCAUUAGAAAUAUCCUCUGCUCUUAACAUGUUCAACAUUGCUCCUCAUGGACCAGAUAUAUCUAAAAUGGGCAGCAUCAACAAAAACAAGGUCCUUUCAAUGUUAAAAGAACCACCGUUGCAUGAAAAGUGUGAGGAUGGAAAAACUGAAACUACCUCCUUUGAAACAUCCAGUCAUCACACUAUGAAAUCCAAGUCUCCUCUUCCAUUAACACUGCAGCACUUGGUAGCUUUCUGGGAAGAUAUUUCUUUAGCAACUAUUAAAGCAGCUUCUCAAAAUAUGAUUUUUCCAAGUCCUGGUUCUUGUGCAGUGUUAAAGAAGAAGGAAAAUGACAAAGAUAACAAGAAAACUAAGAAAGAGAAAAAGAAAAAAGAAAAGGUUGAGGCUCGACCAAGGGGAAAUCUUUUUGGUGAGAUGGCCCAACUGGCUGUAGGAGGACCUGAAAAAGACACCAUCUGUGAAUUGUGUGGAGAAUCACAUCCAUAUCCAGUGACUUACCACAUGAGACAAGCUCAUCCAGGUUGUGGUCGUUAUGCUGGUGGCCAAGGUUAUAAUAGCAUAGGACACUUCUGUGGAGGAUGGGCUGGUAAUUGUGGUGAUGGUGGUAUUGGAGGAAGCACGUGGUAUUUGGUAUGUGAUCGAUGCAGAGAAAAAUACCUCCGUGAAAAGCAAGCAGCAGCAAGAGAGAAGAUUAAACAAUCUAGGAGGAAACCAAUGCAAGUUAAGACUCCUCGUGCCUUGCCAACUAUGGAAGCUCAUCAAGUGAUUAAAGCUAACGCACUAUAUUUGCUGUCACUGAGCAGUGCUGCUGAACCUAGUAUCCUCUGCUAUCACCCUGUAAAAGCAUUCCAAUCUCAACUUCCCAGUCUAAAAGAAGGAAUUUCUGAAGAUUUUCCCAUUAAAAUGCCAUGUCUGUAUCUACAGACCUUAGCCAGGCAUCAUCAUGAAAACUUUGCUGGGUACCAGGAUGACAACCUCUUCCAGGAUGAGAUGAGGUACCUGCGCUCAACUUCUGUACCUGCACCAUACAUCUCAGUUACUCCUGAUGCAAGCCCUAACGUCUUUGAAGAGCCAGAGAGUAACAUGAAAUCUAUGCCUCCAAGGUACUUCUCUUCUAGUUUGGAAACUAGUCCAAUAACAGAUACAGACCUUGCGAAGCGCACAGUCUUUCAAAGGUCAUAUUCAGUUGUUGCAUCAGAAUAUGACAAACAGCACUCCAUUUUGCCAGCACGUGUAAAGGCAAUCCCCAGGAGACGAGUUAACAGUGGAGAUGCAGAAGUGGGGUCCUCUCUCCUGAGACAUCCAUCUCCUGAACUUUCUCGGUUAAUCUCCGCCCACAGCUCUCUUUCCAAAGGAGAGAGAAACUUCCAGUGGCCAGUGUUGGCUUUUGUAAUCCAGCAUCAUGAUCUGGAAGGACUUGAAAUAGCAAUGAAACAGGCCUUACGGAAAUCUGCUUGCCGAGUAUUUGCCAUGGAGGCUUUUAAUUGGCUUCUUUGUAAUGUCAUUCAAACAACUUCUCUUCAUGAUAUUUUAUGGCAUUUUGUGGCUUCCCUGACUCCUGCACCUGUAGAACCUGAAGAGGAAGAGGAUGAAGAAAAUAAAUCAAAUAAAGAAAAUGCAGAACAAGAGAAAGACACAAGAGUGUGUGAACAUCCUCUGUCUGAUAUAGUGAUUGCUGGGGAAGCAGCUCACCCAUUACCUCACACUUUUCAUCGUCUGCUCCAAACAAUCUCUGAUCUUAUGAUGUCUCUACCCAGUGGUAGUGCGUUACAGCAAAUGGCUUUAAGGUGCUGGAGUCUCAAAUUCAAACAAUCUGACCAUCAGUUCCUGCACCAGAGCAAUGUUUUCCAUCAUAUCAACAAUAUUUUGUCUAAAUCUGACGAUGGAGACAGUGAAGAAAGUUUUAGUAUCAGUAUACAGUCAGGUUUUGAAGUCAUGAAUCAGGAACUGUGUAUAGUGGUUUGUCUAAAAGACCUAACAAGCAUUGUUGACAUUAAAACAUCAAGCCGACCUGCCAUGAUUGGUAGUUUAACAGAUGGAUCUACAGAAACAUUCUGGGAGUCAGGAGAUGAAGAUAAAAACAAAACUAAAAACAUCACAAUUAACUGUGUAAAAGGAAUCAAUGCACGCUAUGUGUGUGUUCAUGUGGACAAUUCCAGAGAUCUUGGGAACAAAGUGACUUCCAUGACCUUCCUAACUGGUAAGGCAGUAGAAGAUCUCUGCAGAAUAAAGCAGGUAGACUUGGAUUCAAGACAUAUUGGCUGGGUAACGAGUGAACUUCCUGGGGGUGAUAAUCACAUCAUCAAAAUUGAAUUGAAGGGUCCCGAGAACACACUCAGAGUUCGACAAGUGAAAAUUCUUGGAUGGAAAGAUGGCGAAAGCAUUAAAAUAGCAGGCCAGAUUUCUGCAAGUGUAGCUCAGCAAAGAAACUGUGAAUCGGAGACACUGCGAGUAUUCCGACUUAUUACAUCUCAGGUAUUUGGAAAACUCAUCUCUGGUGAUGCUGAGCCGACUCCAGAACAAGAAGAAAAAGCUCUCCUGUCUUCCCCAGAAGGAGAAGAAAAAGUACACAAUGCAACAUCAGAUGCAGACCUGAAAGAGCACAUGGUAGGCAUCAUAUUCAGCCGGAGCAAACUGACAAAUUUGCAAAAGCAGGUGUGUGCUCAUAUAGUCCAGGCCAUACGAAUGGAAGCAACCCGUGUGCGUGAGGAAUGGGAGCAUGCCAUCUCUAGCAAAGAGAACGCCAACUCACAACCCAACGAUGAAGACGCUUCUUCUGAUGCGUAUUGCUUUGAGCUGCUGUCAAUGGUUCUGGCAUUGAGUGGUUCCAAUGUAGGCCGGCAGUAUUUGGCUCAGCAGCUGACUCUGCUGCAAGAUCUCUUCUCAUUAUUACAUACUGCUUCUCCGAGGGUGCAGAGACAGGUAACAUCGUUACUAAGGCGUGUUUUGCCUGAGGUAACCCCUAGUCGCUUGGCUAGUAUCAUAGGAGUGAAGGCUCUUCCACCAGCAGAUAUAAGUGAUAUUAUUCACUCAACAGAAAAGGGAGAUUGGAAUAAACUGGGUAUUUUAGAUAUGUUUUUGGGAUGCAUUGCCAAAGCUCUCACUGUACAGCUAAAAGCCAAAGGAACUACUAUAACUGGGACAGCUGGCACUACAGCAGGCAAAGGAGUUACUACAGUCACACUUCCAAUGAUCUUCAAUUCCAGCUAUAUUCGGCGAGGUGAAAGCCAUUGGUGGAUGAAGGGUUCAACACCUACACAGAUUUCAGAGAUCAUUAUUAAACUGAUUAAAGACAUGGCGGCAGGUCACCUGUCAGAGGCUUGGUCCCGUGUGACAAAGAAUGCUAUUGCUGAAACCAUCAUAGCUCUGACCAAAAUGGAAGAAGAAUAUCGAUCACCAGUGAGGUGCAUUGCAACAACCAGAUUAUGGCUGGCCCUAGCAUCCUUGUGUGUACUUGAUCAGGAUCAUGUUGAUAGACUGUCCUCAGGAAGAUGGAUGGGAAAGGAUGGACAGCAGAAACAGAUGCCAAUGUGCGAUAACCACGAUGAUGGUGAAACUGCUGCCAUCAUUUUAUGUAACGCCUGUGGGAAUUUGUGUACAGAUUGUGACCGAUUCCUUCAUCUCCAUCGACGAACAAAAACUCAUCAGAGACAGGUAUUCAAAGAAGAAGAAGAAGCUAUCAAAGUUGAUCUUCACGAAGGUUGUGGUAGGACCAAGCUUUUCUGGCUGAUGGCAUUAGCAGAUUCUAAAACUAUGAAAGCUAUGGUGGAGUUCAGAGAACAGACAGGCAAACCAACCACCAGCAGUUCCGAAGCGUGUCGCUUCUGUGGUUGUAGGAGUGGAACGGAAUUAUCAGCAGUGGGAAGUGUUUGUUCUGAUACAGAUUGCCAGGAGUAUGCUAAAAUUGCCUGCAGCAAGACACAUCCUUGUGGCCAUCCAUGUGGCGGUGUUAAGAACGAAGAGCACUGCUUACCAUGCUUGCAUGGUUGUGAUAAGAAUGCUACAACUCUUAAACAAGAUGCUGAUGACAUGUGUAUGAUCUGUUUUACUGAAGCACUUUCAGCAGCGCCAGCGAUCCAGUUGGACUGCAGCCAUGUUUUCCAUUUGCAAUGCUGUCAACGAGUACUCGAAAACAGAUGGCUUGGGCCAAGGAUAACCUUUGGGUUUAUGUCCUGUCCUAUCUGCAAGAACAAAAUCAAUCAUACAGUAUUAAAGGAUUUGCUUGAUCCAAUCAAAGAACUUUAUGAAGAUGUAAGGAGAAAAGCACUAAUGAGAUUGGAGUAUGAAGGACUGCACAAGAGUGAGGCCAUCACGACACCAGGUGUUAGAUUUUACAAUGACCCAGCUGGCUAUGCCAUGAACAGAUAUGCUUAUUAUGUUUGCUACAAGUGCAAAAAGGCGUAUUUUGGUGGUGAAGCUCGGUGUGAUGCUGAGGCUGGACAAGGAGAUGACUAUGAUCCGAGAGAGCUUAUCUGUGGUGCAUGCUCUGAUGUUUCAAGGGCUCAGAUGUGUCCCAAACACGGUACAGAUUUCCUAGAGUACAAAUGCCGCUACUGCUGUUCGGUUGCUGUUUUUUUCUGUUUUGGGACAACUCAUUUUUGCAAUGCUUGCCAUGAUGAUUUCCAAAGAAUGACAAGCAUCCCUAAAGAAGAACUCCCACACUGUCCUGCAGGUCCCAAAGGUAAACAACUUGAAGGAACCGAAUGUCCACUUCAUGUUGUCCAUCCACCUACCGGUGAAGAAUUUGCUCUGGGUUGUGGGGUUUGCAGAAAUGCUCACACUUUUUAGAAUUAUUUUUUUUUUUAAACCAGAGCAAAACAGGUGCCCUCAUCCCUCAAAUGUCCUAAAAAUAAAGUCCAGUUGGGAUGAGGACGGGACCAUUCCAUAACCCAGGUAAAAGGAACAAUUUGCAGUGCAAGAAGGAUGCCAAAACCAUGUACAUAAUUCUUGCUGUGAGAAAUUGACAUUUUUUUGAACCGAGACAUCAAAACUUGUGAGGUGUUUGCAUGUGGCCAUUACAGUCAUCGGCUAGGAAACAUUGAACAUUUACAAAUAAAUAAUUGCUAUUAAAGGAUCUGUGUGUCUGUGGACUAUGAAUGAUGCUGGCUUUCAGGAGAAAGAAAAAAAUAUUGAUUAUUGUAUACUGACUUUUUGUAAUCUUGUACAAUUGUAACGCAUCACAAGUGGGGAUGGGAAAGAAUAUUCUGGUUUAUUUCCUAGACUGUUAUUAAAAAAAAAUUGUGUUAGGAAGGCAUAAAUGUAACAAGUAUCACGCUGUAUAUAAAGGUAUCAAUGUUUGUCCUGUAUAAGAAUUAAGUUACAACAGCAGUUUCAUUUAAACUUCUGGGUUAUGUUUGAGCCUGAAAUUUUAAUGAAGUGCAAUACUGAGUGUGCCUCAUAUCUCGCAGCUGUAAACAUAAUGGAAUGUACAUGUCAAUAAAGCCACUGUACAUUUUUAUACAGUGAAAGUCUAA